AUACGCUGUAGACAUCGCUCAUGGGUCAAGCUCAGGAUCAAUGCCAUUACCUCUGUAAGGCAAAGAUCACAAUGCUGGUGGUCUGAGUUCUAGGAGGAUCCUUCUGGCAACGUUCGGUGUGCGGCCAAAGCUUAACUGGCGGGUGACGAUUAAAGGUGAGCUGGGGCAAUGGGUCUGGACGUGGUUAAUGUAUUGUUUAUUGCUGGAGGCAUGCUCGCGAUACCCAUUCUGUCGUUCGUGGCAUCUUUUCUGCUGUGGCCGGCCGUUCUUAUAAAGUUAUACCACUGGUACUGGAGGAGGAGACUGGGCCUGCAAGUGGACUAUGCGGAAUGUGAUGGUUAUCACUUCUGUUACAUGCAUCGAGGAAAGCCAGGGAGCCGGCCAUCUAUGCUCAUGCUUCAUGGCUUCUCUGCUCACAAAGACAUGUGGUUGGGUGUGCUCAAGUUCCUCCCAACAAACAUACAUCUGGUCUGUGUUGACAUGCCUGGCCAUGAAGGUACCACACGCACCAGUGCAAUGGACUACUCCAUUGAGGGCCAAGUAAAAAGGAUACAUCAGUUUGUGGAAAGUAUGCAGCUGAAUAAGAAGCCUUUUCAUCUUGUGGGCACAUCAAUGGGAGGCAAUGUAGCUGGUGUUUAUGCUGCUCGUUACCCCAAGGACCUCUCCAGCCUCACACUCAUCUGUCCUGCAGGUUUGAAGUACCCUGAAGACAGUACAUUUGUGAAACGUUUGAGAGACAUUGAGAAGACCAAGGAUGUCCACAGCAUUCCUCUCAUUCCAACCACACCAGAAGAGAUGGAGGAGAUGUUGAAACUGUGUUCCUUCGUCCGCUUUAAGAUCCCUCAGCAGAUUCUUCAAGGAUUGGUCGAUGUCCGAAUUGCACACAAUGACUUCUACCGAGAGGUGUUUAUGGAGCUAGUGGGAGAAAAAUCUAGGCACAGCCUGCAUGAGAACAUGCACCUCAUCUCAGCACCACUUCAAGUCAUUUGGGGAAAGCAAGACAAGGUAUUGGAUGUGUCUGGUGCUUCUGUGCUGGCUGACGCCCUGCCUGGAUGCCAGGUCGAUCUCCUUGACAACUGUGGCCAUUCCGUGGUGAUGGAACGCCCGCGGAAAGCUGCCCAACUCAUCAUGGAUUUCAUUAUCCGUCAGCAAAACUCAGGCAGCAGUAGCACCAAAAAGUUGUCCUAAAACUGUAAUUUACAAACAGAAUAUAUCAUUUAUAGUAAUGUGUAAAUAACCUAAAAAGUUAUUUUUUAAAUGAAAUACUCAGGGACUAUCACCAGGUUUGAAUAUCCCAUCGUAGAUCUCAGUGAAGUGACAUGGUGAAUUCAGCAGAAAUAUUCCAACCUUGGUGAUUUUACCAUGAACCCAGAUAACAGGCAUUAUGCAGUAAUAAAACAUUAUGCAGUAACAAGUAAUACUACUAAUCAUCAAGAUCUUUGUAAUUAAUUUUUAAUGGCACUUUCAAGUUUUGUCUGCCCAGGAACUACACAAAAACAGAAAUACCACCUUUGUCAACUGACUGCAAUUUCAUUAUUACUUAUAUGGACAGCGAUGAAACAUUUACUUUUUUGUGUGCUCACAUAGUGCUGUGGUGUACAUUUCAUGGUGCAGUUAUGUUUGAAAGAUUAGGUAUACAUUUAAGAUAUGUUUCAAUGUUGGGAGUUGCAGGUCAGGACAUGCAGAGAAGGGAAGUAUGUUUGAUUACAAACCUUACAAUAAUCUAUUAACUGUAGUAAUGGAUAUUCUCUGUGACAGACGUACUGUAUUUAAAAUACUUCUCCCAAGCUUUCUGGUAGUGUUACUUUGAAUAAAUGGUACAAAUAAUUUCUUAGAGAUGUAUUUAUUUACAUGUAGGGUAUGUUUAUUUUGGUAUUACCUAUUUUACCU
Electrophorus electricus (electric eel) is the source of this 1890-nucleotide messenger RNA. It is a transcript of the gene abhd6a, whose product is annotated as abhydrolase domain containing 6, acylglycerol lipase a. Gene Ontology annotation, biological process: acylglycerol catabolic process. Gene Ontology annotation, cellular component: membrane; AMPA glutamate receptor complex. Gene Ontology annotation, molecular function: monoacylglycerol lipase activity. NCBI's taxonomy places the organism in Eukaryota, Metazoa, Chordata, Actinopteri, Gymnotiformes, Gymnotidae. The record is from RefSeq and is a predicted model, not a curated record.